CACACACAUCACAUCAACUGCGGGGAAGUGAGCACUCUAAGUGUUUUUUGUUUCAUUCAGUCAAGAAAGGAGACCAUGUCGAGCACCAGGUUUGGAGAUGCACUUGUCCGGGCAAACUCGAGCAAUGUCAGGAAAAUAUACACAUCAUGGGGAAGAUGUCGAGCAACAUUGCCAUCCACUAAGAUCAAGCAAGAAAAAGAACAGAUUAAUAGGCACGCCGUGGUGGAAGCUGUACCGGUUGAACUUAUCAGCCAGACCAAGAGCUGCACAAAGUCACAGCUGAAGAAAAUCCACAUUGACUUCGACAAUACCAAAGAAGCCUACAAAAGCAAGGGUAAUAUUGAACUGCUCCGAAGUCUGCUGGUACUUAAGCUUUGUACAAUUGAUGUCGUCGUUGAAAAGAACAAAGAGUUGAUGGAGCUGAGUAAGAAGGUGCUUGGGAGGUGGAUGUUUGAGAAGCUGAUGAAGAUGACCUUUUAUGGCCAGUUUGUGGCAGGAGAAGACCACGAAUCCAUCAGACCCUUAAUUAGGAAGAAUCGGGCCUUUGGUGUGGGGGCAGUUUUGGACUAUAGUGUUGAAGAGGACUUGUCACAAGAGGAGGCAGAGAAGAAGGAAAUGGAAUCAUGUGUUUCUGAAGCAGAGAAAGAAAGUCCAGAUUCUGAUCAUCGUGAGAAGAAGUACAAGGCUCAUCGUCAGUUUGGGGACAGGCGUGGGGGGGUUAUCAGUGCCCGCACCUACUUCUAUGCAGAUGAGGCCAAAUGUGACAGCCAAAUGGAGACAUUCAUAAACUGCAUUAAAGCCUCUGGUGGAGCUUCUGAAGAUGGAUUUUCUGCCAUCAAAAUGACUGCUCUGGGGCGCCCCCACUUCCUGCUCCAGUUUUCAGAAGUCCUGGUUAAAUGGAGAAGGUUCUUUAACUUCCUCGCAGCACAACAGGGAAAGUCUGAAAUGAUGGUUCUGGAGCAAAAACUGGAGCUGGAGCAACUCAAGGAAAGCUUGACUAAGAUGGGUGUUGGAUCCAAGGAUGACGUUGAGAAUUGGUUUAUUGGAGAGAAGCUGGGUUUGUCAGGAACAAUAGAUCUCCUGGACUGGAACAGUUUAAUAAAUGAUACAACAAAAAUCUCCAAUCUGCUAAUGGUGCCAAACGUCGAGACAGGCCACCUGGAGCCUUUGCUGAACAAGUUUACAGCUGAGGAGGAGAGGCAGAUGAAGAGAAUGCUGCAGAGAGUUGACGUCCUGGCGAAGCAAGCCAUGGAGAACGGUGUCAGACUAAUGGUGGAUGCCGAGCAGACGUACUUCCAGCCAGCCAUUAGUCGACUGACCCUGGAAAUGCAGAGGAAAUUCAACAGAGAGAAACCAGUCAUUUUUAACACUUACCAGUGUUACCUCAGGGAAGCCUAUGACAGUGUAACUGUGGAUGUUGAGCUGUCACGACGGGAGGGCUGGUACUUUGGUGCCAAACUGGUCCGCGGAGCCUACAUGUACCAAGAGAGAGCCAGGGCUAAGGAGAUUGGCUAUGAAGACCCAAUAAACCCAGACUAUGAGGCCACGAACAGGAUGUAUCACAAAUGUUUAGAGUAUGUGCUGGAAGAGAUUGAACACAGCCACAAAGCAAAUAUCAUGGUUGCAACUCACAAUGAAGACACAGUGAAAUUCACCCUAGAAAAGAUGAAUGAUAUGGGUCUUUCACCCACUGAGAAUAAAGUUUACUUUGGACAGCUGCUUGGCAUGUGUGACCAGAUCAGCUUCCCACUGGGCCAAGCUGGUUUCCCAGUUUACAAGUAUGUUCCAUACGGCCCAGUCAAUGAGGUCAUCCCAUAUUUGUCCCGUCGUGCUCAAGAGAACCGUGGCAUCAUGAAAGGAUCCCAGAGAGAGCGCAGCCUGGUGUGGAAGGAGCUGAAACGCAGGGUGCUGUGUGGUCAGAUUUUCUAUAAGCCUGUCUACUGAGUUGCUGGAUCACAGUUUCAUUACUGCAAUAUGCCUAUAAACAUUCCACCAUCUUAGCUGUACCACUACCUGUUAAUUGCUCUUGCAAAGAAAGCUUAAUGUCUGCAGGGCGCUACAAUGUGGACAUUUCACUUGCAUAUGGAAGGGAAAAUUAGAGCAUGUGAAUAUGAAAAACUUGUAGGUUCACUGGUGUGAGUGACCAGGACUGCCUGUCCUCUCUGUUUUCUGUGUUGGUGUUUGAACAAGGGCAGGGCUGAGAUCCUGCGCACACACACAGCAGACAGCGGGCAGAGAGUCUGCCAAGGAGAAAGUAACAUCAGAGGAGAUGACAGCAAAUAUGCUCAUUACUGUAUAUGCAAUAAAAAGCCAAUAAGAGUAAUUUACUGAAACCAUUAAACAAACAUAACCUUGCAGAAAAUUGUUAUUUUAAGUUUUACCUGCACGUAUGUGCUAACCAAAGCGAGUGUUUUAGGCUAAUAGCAACAAGCUAAAACCAAAGCUGACAGUAUGUAGCCUUACUGUUUAACCUAAUUUCAACCAUAACUUAAAAUGAGCUAAGUCUGGGCUUAUAUGUUACAGUUUAAAAAGUGAUGCAUCAAUGUUGUUUCUGCCCCUAAAUGUUUGUAGCACAUUAGGUCCUGAGUACCUUUGCCUGUUAGGUGGUGCAGUUUUACAGUUUUACUAUUUUAACUGGAAUGAUUUGUGAUAAAAGAUUUAUUUUCUGUGAUGGUUAAUAUUUGUCUCUAAAGCAGAAUUUGUUUAACUUAACUCUGCAAAAACAUUGAAAAACUCAUUCUUUCUUUUCUAAUUAAUUUCUCCAAAUGUUUAUGCCUCAGAACACUGAUAUUUUCUGAUAUACAGCAAGGAUUUCUUCAGUAGAGGCAAGAAAAGUAGAGUGAGUAUGCUUUGUUACACAAUAUAGUAACUAAGUAAAAGUACUUGACAUCUGUUCCUUUUAUACAAAGGCUGUCAUGCUGCUUUUUAAAAUGAUAAAAUGUUUUGUUCAAUGCCAAAUGUUUGUUCAGCACAGUCAACUUGCUGUUACUCAAAAGUGCCUUGUCAUUGUUUUCAAAAGAUAAACUGGAAGCAAUCACUUACUGGACAACUUCAUCUUGUUUAUGUUACUGCACACUUCUCUAAGUGGUUUGUUAAUAAUUGUUAUGUUUAUUGUUGACAUUGCAUGCUCUGAUUUCCUCCUACAGUGCAGCUUAGGUUGAUUGGCAACUCUAAAGUUAGACAUUAUCCAGAAGGGCAUCCGAUGUAAAAUGUUCCAAGUUUAACAUGCAAAUCAUCAGUUGGGUGGCAACUGAUGAUUCGCUGUGGCAACCCCUGAUGGGAACAGCCGAAGGCGGAAGAAGAAGAUUGUUGACAAUGCAUGUGUCACAGUAUUAAUCAACUUGAACAAAUAAGUUGAUUAUUGUGCAGCCUGGUGCCCCAGAAUGUUCCAAAAACAUGCAAAGGUUACUGAUGCAAUUUCCAAGGACAAUGGCACCCAAGUACAAUAAGAACGCUGCACUGUUGCAGCUGCAUAUGCUGUAUGAGAGAAGAGAUCUCCUGUGGUUUCAGUUUGUUACUGUAGAGAAGACUUUAGAAACUGGUUACACAUUAGCAUCAGUGCUUCUGAUGCAGCCCACAGUUUUUGUAAGCUGUGUUGCCCAGUGUAGCCUUCUGAAAGGCUGUGGUUGAAUGAAAGUAACGUAAGUAAAGUUCAGUAUAAAAUGUUUUUCAAAACUGGAAAUUAAUAUUACAGCAUUUUUAUUUAGCUGCUGAAGAUGUCGACAGGAAAGACAAUGGGUAUGCAACACAGGUCCCCAGCCUAAAUCUAAGUGUGGGUGUUGUGGUUAUGUGGCAUACUCAUGCUCAGUGAGAGCACUUCUGUAGUUAGUACCUGAU
This is a messenger RNA of Monopterus albus (swamp eel), 3837 nucleotides long. RefSeq names its product proline dehydrogenase (oxidase) 1a (gene prodha). Gene Ontology annotation, molecular function: FAD binding; proline dehydrogenase activity. NCBI's taxonomy places the organism in Eukaryota, Metazoa, Chordata, Actinopteri, Synbranchiformes, Synbranchidae. The coding region runs from base 76 to 1944 and encodes 622 amino acids. Gene Ontology annotation, cellular component: mitochondrion. The transcript has 14 exons. The record is from RefSeq and is a predicted model, not a curated record.